Messenger RNA from Erinaceus europaeus (western European hedgehog), 951 nucleotides. RefSeq names its product olfactory receptor 4C15-like. NCBI's taxonomy places the organism in Eukaryota, Metazoa, Chordata, Mammalia, Eulipotyphla, Erinaceidae. The transcript has a single exon. Gene Ontology annotation, biological process: G protein-coupled receptor signaling pathway. Gene Ontology annotation, cellular component: membrane. Bases 16 to 951 code for a protein of 311 amino acids. The record is from RefSeq and is a predicted model, not a curated record. Gene Ontology annotation, molecular function: G protein-coupled receptor activity; olfactory receptor activity.
UCAUCCUCUGAAAUAAUGCAAAACCGAAGUCAUGUGACUGAAUUCAUCUUCAUGGGACUUUCACAGAACCCACAUGUCCAGAAACUAGUAUUUGUUGUCUUUCUGUUUAUCUACUUUGCAACUAUGGGGGGCAACUUGCUAAUUGUGGUGACCGUCAUCAGGACUUCAGCUCUUUUGGGCUCUCCAAUGUACUUCUUCCUGUCCUUCCUGUCCUUCCUAGAUGCUUGUCUGUCUUCUGUCAUCCUCCCAAAGCUGAUUGUGGAUUCUCUCUAUGUGAAGCAUGCCAUGUCUUUUGAAGCCUGCAUAACCCAGCUCUUUUUUGGACAUUUCUUUGCUGGCGUGGAGGUGAUUGUCCUCACAGCUAUGGCCUAUGACAGAUACGUGGCCAUUUGCAAACCCUUGCACUACUCUUCCAUCAUGAACUGGAGGCUCUGUGGUAUUCUGAUUGGAGUAGCCUGGGCUGGGGGCUUUCUACAUUCCAUUAUUCAGAUUUUCUUUAUUUUACAGCUGCCGUUCUGCGGCCCCAAUAUCAUUGAUCAUUUCAUCUGUGACUUAUACCCAUUAUUGAAGCUUGCCUGCACUGAUACUCACGCCUUUGGCUUAUUUGUAGUCGCCAACAGUGGGUUUUUCUGCAUACUAAUCUUCUCAAUGCUGCUGGUCUCCUAUGGUGUUAUCUUAUUCUCCCUGAGAAACCAUAGCACUGAAGGGCAGAGGAAAGCCCUCUCUACCUGUGGAUCUCAUGUUGCUGUUGUGGUUUUGUUCUUUGUCCCCUGUAUAUUUGAGUAUGCAAGACCUCCAUCUGCUAUUUCCUUUGACAAAAUUUUAGCUAUUUUUUAUACCGGCCUAACUCCCUUAUUCAAUCCUUUGAUUUAUACUGUCCGGAAUAGGGAAAUAAAAAAUGCCAUGAAGAAACUGUGGAGCAGAAUCAUGGUUACUUCCCAGGGAAAAUAA